Messenger RNA from Drosophila bipectinata, 493 nucleotides. It is a transcript of the gene RpL37A, whose product is annotated as ribosomal protein L37A. Gene Ontology annotation, biological process: translation. Lineage: Eukaryota; Metazoa; Arthropoda; Insecta; Diptera; Drosophilidae. Gene Ontology annotation, cellular component: ribosome. Gene Ontology annotation, molecular function: structural constituent of ribosome. The record is from RefSeq and is a predicted model, not a curated record.
UUGCUAUCGAUAUCGUCCCACCGCUAACAACCCACGGCUCUUUCCGGUUGAAUUUUUUGACAAAUCAACAACACAGAAAAAUGGCCAAGCGCACCAAGAAGGUUGGAAUCGUUGGUAAAUAUGGUACCCGUUAUGGUGCCUCCCUUCGUAAGAUGGUCAAGAAGAUGGAAAUCACCCAGCACAGCAAGUACACUUGCUCGUUCUGCGGCAAGGAUUCCAUGAAGCGCGCCGUGGUUGGCAUCUGGUCCUGCAAGCGUUGCAAGCGCACCGUCGCCGGUGGCGCCUGGGUGUACUCCACCACUGCCGCCGCCUCCGUGCGCUCCGCCGUGCGUCGUCUGCGCGAAACCAAGGAACAGUAAACACCAAUGGAAUACUCCAAUGCUCCGUUAUACUAGUUCCCGUAGUUUUUAAUUGACAACGCGAUUUUUCUGUGGUUUGCGCCGUGCCGGUCAUGUGAAAAUAAAAAAUGGAUUUUUUACUUUUAUCAGUAAAA